Molecule: messenger RNA, 1649 nt
Organism: Toxotes jaculatrix (banded archerfish)
Lineage: Eukaryota; Metazoa; Chordata; Actinopteri; Toxotidae
Product: beta-1,3-galactosyltransferase 2-like
Exons: 2
Coding region: 132-1130 (332 amino acids)
Cellular component (GO): membrane
Molecular function (GO): N-acetyl-beta-D-glucosaminide beta-(1,3)-galactosyltransferase activity
Source: RefSeq, a predicted model, not a curated record
AAUACCAACCGAGUGUCGGUUGACCAGCGAUUGUUUUGAUUCUGAAUAAAUCAGUAGACCGAUUGACGAUACAUGGCUGACUGGAUUACACUCCUAAGAAAGGCAACAGGGAAGUCAGGAGCCGGCGCUGAAUGUGGGCGGCGCCCAUAGUCUCAGCUUUAAUGGAGACCAGGCAGAGAUACUGCAGAAACAUUCUGAUCUUCAUCUUGGGAGUACUCAUAAUCUUCCUCAGCUUUGAUGGGAAAUUGAGUAUCUGGAGUUCUCCAGGUUACAGAGAAGCACCUCCAUCAUUAUAUUAUGUGGCCUAUCCAGGAAACUACAAAUUCAUCAUGGAUGACACGCCAGUGUGUAAGACCAGGACUCCUUUCCUGGUCCUGAUGGUUCCAGUUGCACCCAGUAAUGUGGAAGCUCGGGACACCAUUCGAAAGACAUGGGGAAAUGAGAAAAUGGUUCUGGGUCAGCUGGUCGAGACCCUCUUCAUACUGGGUCUGCCUGGAGGAGCUGAUGCUGAACAGCGGCAAGAGAAGCUCAAACAGGAGAAUCAGCAACACCACGACCUGAUCCAGAGUGACUUCCACGACAGCUACCACAAUCUGACCAUCAAGACUAUGCUCAUGCUGGAGUGGCUGGCCGCACACUGUACUAAAGCUUCUUUCGUGAUAAAGAUUGACUCAGAUAUGUUGCUCCACGUCCAGAAUUUGGUUAAACUUUUGCUGGAUCCCAGCACAGCCAAGAAAAACUACAUGACAGGUUUGGUGUGGUGGCACAGCCCAGUUUUAAGAAACCCAUUCACAAAGUUCUACAUGCCGAGAGACGUGAUUGCUGAGGCAGAGUACCCCCCGUAUCCUCUGGGCAUGGCCUACAUCAUGUCCCUGGACCUUCCUGAAAAGAUCCUGACAGUCUCUCCUCUGAUUAGACCAAUCUACAUCGAAGAUGCCUACCUGGGUAUGUGCCUGAAACUCCUGAACAUUUCCCCCACCGAUCCCCCCGAAAAGACCAUGUUUAUUGUUGACCCCAGACAUCCUCUGAGCAGCUGCACCCUUUCAAAAGUGAUCGCUGUGACAACGACAAGCACCUCACAGAUGUGGAGUUACUGGGAGAUGAGCAGAGAGUCAGGAGCUAAAUGCUGAACUUUAACUGAGCUGUGACUUUUCAGUGGUGGGACGACCCUUUCACUUACAUUAAUUUAAUGGAAAUGAUACUGAACUAAAACGGAGCAUGUUUAUUAAGUGUUUGCAGAUAACUUGGAAGUACCUUGUUUCUUUGUUGGACAGAAAAAUGUCUUUUUAUAAAAGACAAAUCAUAUACAUGGCUUUGAGCCCACAGCCUUUUUCUGUGAUCAGAUGCUCUCAAACAGCUGAACUAACAGGACUUUCUAAGACACAGAUAAGAGCAUCAGAUGGAUCGUGAAUUUUAAUAAUAAACAUGAAGACUGAUUCUUUACAUCAGGGGUUUUUAAAGUCCGACAUUUUCAGAGCUCUCACUGCAGAGUGCCGCAGGACUAGGACCAAAAACAACAAACACAAACAAAAACCAAUGAACCAUCAUUGACAUGUAAAUUCCACUUUAGUGGCAUCAUGCUCUGAGUUCUGCUCUGAAUCUGAGGAUUCACUCAUGGUGUCUUUAGAAAAGUAAACUGUAUUUUUGGG